UUGCGUGUUGGUUUUAUAAUGGUGUAUGGCUGCUUAGUCUCGCUGAAGGUGUAAGAACAUUCGCUCAUAACCCUCCUUCUCCUGACUCGACAAAUCACAUCGAGCAAAGCAAAGUCAAGCGAAUAUUCCUAUGGAAGAACCAACACGACUUUAAAGUUUUUCGAAUGAGGGGCUGAGCACCAACUCAUGCUGUGCGACAUAGUCUUCAAUCCCUAAAUAUGAAGCUCGUCCAGCUGCGAUCUCGACGUACAUUGCAACAUGCGGAUCUUUUUCAGUCUCCACGCAAUGAAGAAACGGCUUGAUACAUCAUGAAUUCCGAUCUUUGGAGCUCUCUCACGCCUGCGGAACGGGAAUUGUACCUCGAUGGACCAGCUUUACCACCACCGUCUGGUGUCCAGCCUGACUUUACCCGCUCCCACGGCUACGAUGCUACGGUGAUCGGAGUGAUAACAGUAUGCAUGGUGUUAUCAACCACGUUCAUAUUUAUACGGACAUAUGCGAAGUUAUUCGUUGAGAAGAAAGUCAAAUUUGAGGAUGUUUUGAUGUUACUUUCAUUUGGGCCAUAUAUCGGGUAUUGUUGGUGUAUGUUUCGCAUACUCGGCUUGGGCGGUUGCUUCGUCCACCAGUGGAAUAUCACAGCUCGCGAUUUUCAAUCCGUAACAUAUUUCAUUUUUAUACGGCGCGUAUUGAUUUGCUUCAUAACGGCAUGCUCGAGGACCGCGAUUUUACUCGAAUGGUUGCGGGUUUUCGUUCCACAGGGCACUCGGAACCUCUUCUUCUGGGCUAGCUGGCUUGUGUUAUUCUCAAACGCUGCAUUUUAUAUCGCGGCACUCUUUGCCGUGUGUCUGAUUUGUAGGCCAUUAGAGAAGGCCUGGAAACCUAUGAUUCAUGGGUCAUGUCUCGACCUACGAUAUUUAUAUCUAGCCUCGCCAUACAUUAACCUCUUCUUUGACUUAGCCAUAUUCAGCCUUCCUCAGCGCACGAUUUGGAGUUUAAACAUGUCUACUAAACGGAAGCUUGGGAUUUCGUUAAUAUUUUCCGUGGGUAUCUUAGCUUGCGCGAAUGGCAUUGGUCGAAUAAUUAUCCAACAUGUAAUAACUAAUACGGCUGAUACGGCGUACUGGCAAACACCAGAAGCUCUAUGCGGAAUAGCAGAGAUGACUUGUCUCUUCUUGGUCUUUUGCAUCUCCGCCGCCCCGAAGGUCUUCACCCAGUAUAAAGUGAUCAUCCGAGCCCAUUCAUCCAAGUUAUCGAGUUAUCUUAAACAGAAAGAUAAACAUGCGAGGAGCGAUCAGCCUAGGGGGCGUUCUAUAACUCAGGAUAGGAAGUACCAUACGAAAGAAGAGUCACAGGCACCACUUACACAUCUCGGCAUUACAGGAGAUACGGCGAUCGAACUUUCGUUCCCAGAAAAUUCUAGGCGUAGUAAUGAUCAACCUAAUGCUAAGGGUAUUUUACGCACUACCACGUUCAUGACAAAAGACGAAAGGACCCCUGAAACAUAUCAUGAUCAACAAUUCAUCCGCCAGCAUCCUUGGGUGGCCCCAAAUGAUGGCCGGGAAUGAAGUUGGAAUUAACUUUUAAAUAUCAUAGCGGUAGGAUCAUUUUGGCUCCGCCAUGAAUCCCUUCGAGUCUCCAUCGACCGAGGUAGAUUUCCCUGACAUCCAUCAUUACAAGUUAUC
Messenger RNA from Annulohypoxylon maeteangense, 1682 nucleotides. RefSeq lists its product as uncharacterized. The record is from RefSeq and is a predicted model, not a curated record. The coding region runs from base 309 to 1565 and encodes 418 amino acids. Lineage: Eukaryota; Fungi; Ascomycota; Sordariomycetes; Xylariales; Hypoxylaceae. The transcript has 5 exons.